Molecule: messenger RNA, 5634 nt
Organism: Dipodomys ordii (Ord's kangaroo rat)
Lineage: Eukaryota; Metazoa; Chordata; Mammalia; Rodentia; Heteromyidae
Gene: Map3k1
Product: mitogen-activated protein kinase kinase kinase 1, E3 ubiquitin protein ligase
Exons: 22
Coding region: 1-5064 (1687 amino acids)
Biological process (GO): protein phosphorylation
Cellular component (GO): cytoplasm
Molecular function (GO): ATP binding; zinc ion binding; protein serine/threonine kinase activity
Source: RefSeq, a predicted model, not a curated record
AUGGGGCAGGGGCUCGGGCCAGGUCUUACAGAAACCCACGCAAGUGUGCGGGACCGGAGGGAGGGAAUGCUUUCAGAACUGGGCCCCGCGGGGCGGCGGGCGGCCGUCUCCGGGCGCCACCUGCGCGCCGGGAGCGGAGCUCGCGAGUGGGGGUCGGAGGCUGGCUCGCGCGGGGACCCCGCCGCCCUGCCGAGGAGACCGGGGCGUGCGUCCCCGCGGUGCACCGCACACCAGCGUUCCCACCGAUCACUUCCUCCGCUCCCGCCGAGCCCGGCCCAGACUGCCGCCGAGGGGAAGUUGCAACCCGCGGCCGCUCAGGCGCCUCCUUCUCGCCAGCGCCGCUCUCCGGGACCCGCGCCCGGGCGCCGCUGGAGCCCUUCAGGUCGGGCGGCGCCGGGGCACCGGGGACCGGACGGGGACGUGCGGGAGUUUGUUAUUGUUUGCGGACAUGUGACAGGCGUGCGAGGCGCACUGCGGGGUCCCGUGGGCGCGCGGGUGUUAGAAGUCGGAGAUACCGGGGUUCCGUGGGGAGUCCGGGUGCAGUGCGGGGCUGGGCCGCGGGGCGGGUGUCGCGGGGCGGGCGGUGGUCGGAGAAGCUCAGGGGACGGGGGGUGGGAAAGCCCGAGGUCGGGUGGGGGACCCGGAGGCCGGGGAAGGGAGCGGCCCGGGCAGGUACCGGGCCGCGCUCCCGGGGUUGCGGGGACGCCUGUCAGCGCGGCGGAGCGCGGGGUGGGCGGUCUGCGAGGGGAGCCCGCGCGCCCCCUUCUUUCCCUUUUCCUCGGCGCGCCCCGCCGGGCGCCCGGUGCGUCUGGGAAUUUGAACUGCCCCGCCGCGACUCGGGUGACUACGGCGUGGAGUUUGCGUUUGGCCUUUGAAGUUUGCGUUGGGAGGAGCGGUGUGGGAGCCCGGACCGGAUGUGUCAGCCAUUCAGUUCCCCUGCGGCCGGUGAGCGCUCCCCGCAGCCUCCGGCGCGGCGCGGCGGGGACGGCCCUCCGUAACCUUGGCAGUGCUUUCUUGGUGGCCAGUCUUCAUCCUCUGAAACAUCGAGAAAUGGAGAAUAAAGAAACUCUGAAAGGGCUGCACAAGAUGGAUGAUCGCCCGGAGGAGAGGAUGAUCAGGGAGAAGCUGAAGGCCACCUGUAUGCCUGCCUGGAAGCACGAGUGGUUGGAGAGGAGAAACAGGAGAGGCCCUGUGGUGGUAAAACCAAUCCCUAUUAAAGGAGAUGGAUCCGAAAUAAAUACCUUAGCGGCUGAGUCUCAAGGAGAAGGCCGGGCCAGUGCCACUUCACCAGCCCCCAAGGGCCGACGCAGCCCAUCUCCCAGCAGCUCCCCAUCAGGUCGUACGGUGAAAUCAGAAUCUCCAGGAGUAAGGAGAAAGCGAGUUUCCCCAGUGCCUUUUCAGAGUGGCAGAACCACACCACCCCGAAGAGCCCCUUCACCAGAUGGCUUUUCCCCGUACAGCCCCGAGGAGACCAGCCGCCGUGUGAACAAAGUGAUGCGGGCCAGGCUUUACUUACUGCAGCAAAUAGGACCCAACUCCUUCUUGAUUGGAGGCGACAGCCCCGACAAUAAAUACCGCGUCUUUAUUGGGCCACAGAACUGCAGCUGUGGGCGUGGGACAUUUUGCAUUCAUCUGCUGUUCGUUAUGCUCCGGGUGUUUCAGCUAGAACCUUCAGACCCUAUGUUGUGGAGAAAAACUUUAAAGAAUUUUGAGGUUGAGAGUUUGUUCCAGAAAUAUCAUAGUAGACGUAGCUCGAGAAUCAAAGCUCCAUCUCGUAACACCAUCCAGAAGUUUGUUUCACGCAUGUCCAAUUCUCAUACAUUGUCCUCAUCUAGUACUUCUACAUCUAGUUCAGAAAACAGCAUAAAAGAUGAGGAGGAGCAGAUGUGUCCCAUUUGCUUAUUGGGCAUGCUUGAUGAGGAAAGUCUUACAGUAUGUGAAGAUGGCUGUAGGAACAAGCUGCACCACCACUGCAUGUCAAUCUGGGCAGAAGAAUGUAGAAGAAAUAGAGAACCUUUAAUAUGUCCCCUUUGUAGGUCUAAAUGGAGAUCCCAUGAUUUCUACAGCCAUGAGUUGUCAAGCCCUGUGGAUUCCCCUUCUUCCCUGCGAACAGUACAGCAGCAGACUUUGGCUGGAUCACAAAGAAGGACUCAAGAGAGCAAUUUUAACCUUACUCAUUAUGGAACUCAGCAGAUCCCUCCUGCUUAUAAAGAUUUAGCUGAGCCGUGGAUUCAGGUGUUCGGAAUGGAACUCGUUGGCUGCUUAUUUUCUAGAAACUGGAAUGUAAGAGAAAUGGCCCUCAGGCGCCUCUCCCAUGACGUUAGUGGGGCCCUGCUGUUGGCGAAUGGGGAGAGCACUGGAAGUUCUGGGAGCAGUGGUGGAGGCAGCCCAAGUGCUGGAGCCUUCAGUGGAUCUUCCCAGACCAGCAUCUCAGGAGACGUAGUGGAGGCAUGCUGCAGUGUCUUGUCAAUCGUCUGUGCUGACCCUGUCUACAAAGUGUAUGUUGCUGCUUUAAAAACAUUGAGAGCCAUGCUGGUAUAUACUCCUUGCCACAGUUUGGCAGAAAGAAUCAAACUUCAGAGACUUCUCCGACCAGUUGUUGACACCAUCCUAGUCAAGUGUGCAGAUGCCAAUAGCCGCACAAGUCAACUGUCCAUAUCAACACUUUUGGAGUUGUGCAAAGGGCAAGCAGGAGAAUUGGCAGUUGGUAGAGAGAUACUUAAAGCUGGAUCCAUUGGUAUUGGUGGUGUUGAUUAUGUCUUAAGUUGUAUUCUUGGAAACCAAACUGAAUCAAACAACUGGCAAGAACUCCUGGGCCGUCUUUGUCUUAUAGAUAGACUAUUGUUGGAAUUUCCUGCUGAAUUUUAUCCUCAUAUUGUCAGUACUGAUGUAUCACAAGCUGAGCCUGUUGAAAUCAGGUAUAAGAAGCUGCUGUCCCUUUUAACCUUUGCUUUGCAGUCUAUUGAUAAUUCCCACUCCAUGGUGGGAAAGCUAUCUCGAAGGAUAUAUUUGAGUUCUGCAAGAAUGGUUACUGCAGUACCCAAUGUGUUUUCAAAACUGUUAGAAAUGCUUAGUGUCUCCAGUUCCACUCACUUCACCAGGAUGCGUCGUCGUUUGAUGGCUAUUGCUGAUGAGGUGGAAAUUGCUGAGGCCAUCCAGUUGGGACUAGAAGACACUUUGGAUGGUCAACAGGACAGCUAUUUGCAGGCAUCUGCCCCUAACAGCUAUCCAGAGGACAGUUCCCUUGAGCACACAGUCCAUUUAGAGAAAACUGGAAAAGGAUUACAUGCUACAAGUUUAAGUGCCAGUUCAGAGGACAUUUCUGACAGACUGACAAGCAUUUCAGUAGGACUUCCUAGUUCAGCCACAACAGAACAACCAAAGCCUAUGGUUCAAACAAAAGGCAGACCCCACAGUCAGUGUUUGAACUCCCCUCCUUUAUCUUCUCAUUCUCAUUUAAUGUUCCCAACUGCAUCAACCCCAUCUUCAUCUGCCCCAUCAGUACCAGCUGGCUCUGUAACAGAUGUCUCUAAACAUAGACCUCAGGGAUUUGUUCCCUGCAAAAUAUCUUCUGCAUCUCCUCAAACACAGCGCAAAUUUUCUCUACAAUUCCAGAGGAACUAUUCCGAAAGCAAAGACCUAGAGAAACUCUCCCCAAUCUUCACUCAAUCAAGACCUUUACCCUCCAGUAACAUACACAGGCCAAAGCCAUCUCGACCUACGCCAGGUAACACAAAUAAACAGGGAGAUGCCUCCAAAAGUAGUAUGACACUUGAUCUGAAUAGUACUUCCAAAUGUGAUGACAGCUUUGGCAGUAGCAACAAUAGCAGUAGUGCUGUUAUACCAAGUGAAGAGACAGUGUUCACCCCAGUAGAGGAGAAAUGCAGAUUAGAUGUCAAUACAGAGCUCAACUCCAGUAUCGAGGACCUUCUUGAAGCAUCUAUGCCUUCAAGUGACACAACUGUUACUUUUAAGUCAGAAGUUGCUGUACUGUCUCCUGAGAAGGCAGAAAAUGAUGAUACCUACAAAGAUGAUGUGAAUCAUAAUCAAAAGUGCAAAGAAAAAAUGGAAGCUGAAGAAGAAGAAGCUUUAGCAAUUGCCAUGGCAAUGUCAGCGUCUCAGGAUGCCCUCCCCAUAGUUCCUCAGCUACAGGUUGAAAAUGGAGAAGACAUCAUCAUUAUUCAACAGGACACACCAGAGACUCUUCCAGGACAUACCAAAGCAAAACAACCUUAUAGAGAAGAUACUGAAUGGCUGAAAGGUCAGCAGAUAGGCCUUGGAGCAUUUUCUUCUUGUUAUCAGGCACAAGAUGUGGGAACUGGAACUUUAAUGGCUGUUAAACAGGUAACAUAUGUGAGAAACACAUCUUCUGAGCAGGAAGAAGUAGUAGAAGCACUGAGAGAGGAGAUAAGAAUGAUGAGCCAUCUGAAUCAUCCAAACAUCAUUAGGAUGUUGGGAGCCACAUGUGAAAAGAGCAAUUACAAUCUCUUCAUUGAAUGGAUGGCAGGAGGAUCUGUAGCUCAUCUCCUGAGUAAAUAUGGAGCUUUCAAGGAAUCUGUGGUUAUUAACUAUACUGAACAGUUACUUCGUGGUCUUUCAUAUCUGCAUGAAAAUCAGAUCAUUCACAGAGAUGUCAAAGGUGCCAAUUUGCUAAUUGACAGCACAGGUCAGAGGCUGAGAAUUGCAGACUUUGGAGCGGCAGCCAGGUUGGCAUCAAAAGGAACUGGUGCAGGAGAGUUUCAGGGACAGUUACUUGGGACAAUUGCAUUUAUGGCACCUGAGGUACUAAGAGGUCAGCAAUAUGGCAGGAGCUGUGAUGUGUGGAGUGUUGGCUGUGCUAUUAUAGAAAUGGCUUGUGCAAAACCGCCUUGGAAUGCAGAAAAACAUUCCAAUCAUCUUGCUUUGAUAUUUAAGAUUGCUAGUGCAACCACUGCUCCAUCGAUUCCUUCACAUCUGUCUCCUGGUUUACGUGAUGUAGCACUGCGUUGUUUAGAACUUCAACCUCAGGACAGACCUCCAUCAAGAGAGCUACUAAAGCAUCCAGUCUUCCGUACUACAUGGUAGCCAAUUAUAUGAAUAAACUCUUAAUAGAGACAGAAUGCUUAACAAGAAAGAAAAAACUUGUGGGAAACCACAUUGCUAAUCUGCUGGCCUUCAUGCCACUGAGCAGCUAUGAAGAAGGCCAGUAGAAAACCCUUACCUAAGUAUGUGAUUGACAAAUCAUGAUCUGUACCUAAGCUCAGUAUGCAAAAGUCCACAACUUGUGCAGAAACUGUAAACAGUGCCUUUCAAAGAACUGGCCCUAGGUAAACAGGAAAGCAAUGAAGUUUGCAUGGCUAAGUAACAGAAGCAUUGUGUUUUUGGAGCACUUUUUCAGCAAUAUUAGCAGCUGAGGGGCUCAGGAUCUAUUUUAAUGUAUCAGUUAUUCUUCAUUUCAUAUAAUGAUCACAAACGGGGUUCGGCAAUUCCGUUUUUGAUACUGGUGUUGUCCAUUGUGGGGUGUUUUUGUUUUGUUUGUUUUUGUCACUGGCUGUAAAAAUCGGUAUCUGCCUCUUUUAAGUCAGACUAUGAGUAGCAGUAAAUAUAAAUAUAUAUACACACAUCUACAUAUAUACAUGUGUGCAUAUGUAUAUA